Messenger RNA from Arabidopsis arenosa, 527 nucleotides. The record is from the annotation of a GenBank genome assembly. Lineage: Eukaryota; Viridiplantae; Streptophyta; Magnoliopsida; Brassicales; Brassicaceae.
GCUUCUCUCUCGCUUUGAAAUCUCUCUAUCUCGCUCGGCGAUAAUGGCGGAAUCACCAUCUCACAGUGAUGCUCAGCUUGUUGCUCAUCAAUCUCCUGGUCAGCAAGCUGAAUCGGAUCUGGCGUCUCUCGUCUUCGAAAUGUCACAGCAAGUUCAGAUGGGAAUGGAGAAUAUGCUCAAGAUGGUCAAUGAAAUCGAUCAAAACUCUGUUGGAAUCAAGGAAGAUAUUGAGAAAUCAAAGGAUUUUGCUAUGGAGAAGAAAAGAAUUCUUGAGGAAGAGAAAGAACAGUUUCAGAAAGCUGCUUACACUAUUCUAGACAUGCUAAGCAACAGCCGAGGCUAAAUCCGGAGGGGAUGAUGCUCUUGGAGAAACUAUAUCAGGUAAAGGAAAUAUUAUAAAUGUCAAUAAAGAAUCUCACUGGUUUGGUAUUGUAUCUACAUACAAUUUAAGGUAUUAGUUUCACAUUGCUAUUAUUGCAACUUUUAUCACAAUGUGUGAAUUCAGAAAAUACAUGUGGUUGAAUCCA